AUGGGGGUGUUGAGUACGGUGCACACGGCGGUCUUCCGCCCCAAGGAGUUCCGCGCGAUGGUCACGUACAAGGUGUGGCGUGAUCCCGUGCACGACUUCAAGAGGAAUCCCGAAGCGAGCGGUUGGGACCGUGAGCGUAUGCGCCAGUGCUGGGCGUUUCUCGACGCGACGAGCCGCAGUUUUGCGGCGGUGAUCAAGGAGCUGAAAGGCGAGCUGAGCCGUGUCAUUUGCAUCUUCUACCUGGUGCUGCGUGCGCUCGACACGAUCGAGGACGACAUGACGCUCGACCCCAAGGUCAAGGUCCCGCUCCUGGUCGACUUUUACCAGAAGCUCGAGGAGCCGGGCUGGACCUUUAGCGGGAGCGGCCCCAACGAAAAGGACCGCCAGCUCCUGGUCGAGUUUGACAAGGUCAUUGGCGAGUACCAGCUGCUGAACGACGGCUGCCGCUACGUGAUCAAGGACAUUUGCGCUCGUAUGGGUGCGGGUAUGGCGUCCUACAUCGAGCUUGGCGACUCGCCCCAGGGCCUGACGAUGGAGAAGUACGCGGACUAUGACCUGUACUGCCACUUUGUCGCGGGCCUUGUCGGCGAGGGCCUGUCCGGCCUCUUUUCCGAGACCAACAUCGAGCGCCCGGGCAUCGGUCUGCAGCUCAAGCUGUCGAACCACAUGGGUCUCUUUUUGCAAAAGACCAACAUCAUCCGCGACUACGCGGAGGACGUCGACGAGGGCCGCUCGUUCUGGCCCAAGGAGUGCUGGGGCGCGAACGGCGUCUUUCAGCGCCAGGCCGAGGUGCAGCGCGGCGUCGUCGAGACGCGCAAGGGCUCGAACAACUACGUCUGGGCGGACUCGGCGGAGGGCAAGGAGGCGCGCCGCAUCCUCUCGUCGAUGCUCCUCGACGCCUUCUCGCACGCGACGCUCUCGCUCGAGUACCUGAUUCUGCUGCGCGACCAGAGCGUGUUCAACUUCUGUGCGCUGCCGCAGGUGAUGGCGAUCGCGACGCUGGCGCUGAUGUUUGACAAUGCCAACGUUUUGAAGAAGAACGUCAAGAUCCGCAAGUCGCUCGCUGUGCGCCUGAUCCUCUUUGCGAUCAACCCGCGCGACGUGGCGUACACCUUUUUGGAGUACGCGCGCGACAUCCACGGCCGUCUGCGCCCCGACGACCCCAACUAUGUGCGCUGGUGCGUCGAGCUGGGCCGCAUCGAGACGUGGUGCGAGUCCAAGUUCCCGUCGUACAUCAUGUCCGCCGCCAAGAAGAACACGGGCGACGUGCGUGCGCUCAUGUUUGAGCGCUGGGUGCUCGACAGCGAGGCGGCGGUGCGCAACGCGCGCGUGCUCAAAGGCGAGGCGGUCCAGCAGCCGACCGCCGCCGAAGAGGUCCGCGAGAAGCGCGACGAGACGAAAAAGAUGAUGAUGGUCACCUUUUUGAUGAUCCUCCUGGUCACCUUUUCGAUGGCCGCGAUCGCGCUCACGUGCUGGUUCGGCGUGUGGUACUACCUCGAGGACGGCACGGACCCGCUGACGCUUUUUAUCCGGUACCUCUGGCGCUUUGGCCGCGAGUCGAUCCAGCAGCGCGAGGUGGGCUGGAACGCGUUUGCCAACUUUGGCGUGGCACAGGGCAUCGUGCGCAAGGCGGGCGCGCUGGUAAUGAAGGACAUGGACGCGCGCUACGAGUAA
Molecule: messenger RNA, 1674 nt
Organism: Malassezia japonica
Lineage: Eukaryota; Fungi; Basidiomycota; Malasseziomycetes; Malasseziales; Malasseziaceae
Gene: ERG9
Product: squalene synthase
Exons: 1
Coding region: 1-1674 (557 amino acids)
Biological process (GO): ergosterol biosynthetic process; farnesyl diphosphate metabolic process
Cellular component (GO): endoplasmic reticulum membrane
Molecular function (GO): squalene synthase [NAD(P)H] activity
Source: RefSeq, a predicted model, not a curated record